This is a messenger RNA of Mixia osmundae IAM 14324, 3653 nucleotides long. RefSeq lists its product as uncharacterized. Bases 295 to 3588 code for a protein of 1097 amino acids. The transcript has 8 exons. Gene Ontology annotation, cellular component: autophagosome; phagophore assembly site. Gene Ontology annotation, biological process: autophagy of mitochondrion; protein localization to phagophore assembly site. Lineage: Eukaryota; Fungi; Basidiomycota; Mixiomycetes; Mixiales; Mixiaceae. The record is from RefSeq and is a predicted model, not a curated record.
CUUCUCUCACCAGGCGGGCUUCCAUCGUGCGAACCCAUCCCUCGCGAAUGGCGGCAUCCCGGGCUUCCAAUAGCUCUGCUCUCAGUCUUUAGCGCUCCUCAACGGCUAUGCGUGACCAUCUACCCUUGUACUCGGCCACUGAAUGGCCGCUCGAAGAUGUUGACAUGGUGAGCAGGCCGGCUGAUCGAUGAGGUUUGAUAGCUUUGAGCCGCCGCGCAGAGUUCGCCCAAGGUGGCGCGUAGGGCUGCCGUAGACGUACGUACCCACUUGGCUCUCCCUCUCACGGUCUCGUCGAUGUCGCUUGGGCGCUCAGAGUGGCGGGGCCUCUUCGGCAGUCUUCUCCGCCUGCCCGAGAGCUCGGUCUACGCCAGGAUUGACGAUGAUCCGCCAAGCAACGCGAGCGCGCAAGCUCUGAGCUCGCUCGGGCGGACAGCACCCUAUAGGGAUGACCAAACGGGUGCCCCGGCAUCGUCGAACCACGCCCACCUUCAUACUGAAUCUGCGUAUGAAGAUCCAUUUCAAGCCGGCGAGCCUGUCGAACGACUAGACACGUCUACCGUCAGUGAGCGACGACAGCGAGUCUCGACGGAGGACGGCCUCGGGGAUGAUCAUGCCCCGCCCAUCUCCAUGAUGUUCGAGAGAGAUUCGCCAGCGCGAGGACGGCCGGUCACACGAGGCGACAUCACGCCCUCUGCUGCUGCAUCCUCACCAUCAAUUGACCGCGCAGCGGACAGCACGACCCUGCCGGGCGCUAUCGAUCUCGCUUCCUCACCGCGCUCGUCCUCUGCCGGUUCACGAGCAGCCGAUGCAUCACGCUCGCCGGCGCGUACUGCCGCGAAUGAUACCAUGAAGGCCUCCUCUAGCAGUGGAACCAUCUCACCUACGUCUUCGCCUCCGCCGGAGUUCACGCGGGUAGCCGAACCUCCGCGACAGCUCGGCAAUUCCCCCCUGUUGCGUUCGCCAGGCUUACGCCAAGUUAUCGGCUUGGCGUCGCCCGGCAAGAGGCCCACGCCCGUCCAACGCACGAGCAGUACGAAGAAUAGCGAAGGCCGACAUUCUGACAUGCCCAUUCACGGUACGGAGAGCAUCAUACCACAAAAUGCAAAGCAUAGCUAUCCUAUCGUCAUCCAAUCGAUACUCAACCCGGCCGCAGACAUCAGACAGACAGGAGGGAACAGGAUACGAUUGCUGGACGAAGACAUGCAUCAGAAGCCUUCUGGCCGCGAUAAGGGCAAAGGAAGAUCGGGCGAUGCGUCGCAUCUGCCAUUGCAUCGAUUAGAUGCAUACCAUGAUGAAGAGGAAGAUGCGGCAGGGACAGGUCAUCCCACUUUUCUCGGUGCUCCCUUGUCAAGAGCCUUCACAUCGCGACCUUGGUCAGAUUCUGGCAAUGACAGUGCUCAACGGCGCGCCAAAAGUGCGCUGUCGGCAAAAGAGAAGGCGCUGUGGCAAUGGGUGAAUGUCAUCGAUAUAGACGCCAAUUUACAAGAGAUAUAUGCGUACUACAACGGCAAAGGACUACGGGCGAUAGCGCUCUCGCAUUUGCUGAACCUUUUAACGAUCGGCUUUGUCAUCACCUUCACAUCUUUCCUGCUUGGCUGUAUCGACCACACACGCCUGCGAACAAGUCACUCGCUGCAGGAGGUGAUGGUCUCGCAGUGCCUUUCAAAAACUCACGGUUCUAGUUUACUGAUUGUUCUUGGCCUGGCAAGCUUCUACGCAACUCGUAUCUAUCGGUUCACCGCGGCAAUGAAACGGCUCUUAGCUAUGCGCAACUUUUACGAGCAUCUGCUCUGCAUUCCCGAAGCCGACAUCCCCACUGUACCCUGGCCGACCAUCGUCACACGUAUCGCUGCGCUUCGCGCUGACCACCCGGUCGCACUCUCAAGUCGCACGCAAGCCGAAAAUGACAAUGAUGAGCGUGCCGACCGGCUCGACGCGCACGAUGUCGCAAACCGAAUCAUGCGCCUGGAAAACUACCUCGUUGCGCUGUUCAACAGCGACAUAUUGGAUCUCUCGAUCUCACUACCGGCCAGCCUCGGUCAGAGAAAGCUGGGCGGGCAGCUGACAAAAUCGCUGGAAUGGAAUCUGCGCUUCUGUCUGCUAGGCUUCCUCGUUGGUGACGACGGCCUAGUAAGACGCGCAUUCGUCAACGAGCGAAAUCGUCAAGAUCUCUCAGAGGCGCUCAAGCGACGGUUCAUUCUCGUUGCCGUCAUCAAUAGCAUGCUCUGGCCAUUCAUCGUGCUGUAUCUGCUGUUCUAUUCGUUCUUCCGAUACUUCGAGGAAUAUCACAAAAAUCCUUCCUCGAUCGGCUCAAGGUCGUACACCCAGCUAGCCCGCUGGAAAUUCAGAGAAUAUAACGAGCUGCCUCACAACUUUCAGCAGCGUCUUCAUCGGAGCUAUCCGGCUGCUGAGAUGUAUGUCGAGCAAUUUCCAAAGGAACUUACGAGCCAGAUCGCUCGCUUUGUCGCCUUCGUCUCUGGCUCGUUUGCGUCAGUGCUCGUCCUCUUCUCACUACUCGAUCCAGACGCUUUCCUGCAUUUCGAAGUCACACCGGGCCGUACCGUGCUAUUCUACAUCGGCGUCUUUGGCGGGAUUCUCGCAGUUGCGCGCGGCAUGGUUCCUGACGACCAUCAGAUCGUUGAUCCGGAGGAACUGAUGCUGGCCAUCAUCGAGUGUACGCAUUACUGUCCGCCAGAAUGGAAGGACCAGCUCCACUCGGCGGAGGUCCAUCGCGAGUUCAGUCAGCUGUUCCAAAUGCGCGUGACAACCUUUGUACUCGAAAUGAUCUCUGUCGUCACUACACCGUAUGUGCUGUGGCGUAAUCUGCCAAAGACUGCGCCUGCUAUCGUCGACUUCUUCCGAGAAACUACGAUACACGUCGAUGGCUUGGGAUACGUAUGCGCCUCUGCUGUAUUUGAUAGCAAAGGGAAGAGCGCGCCUACGCUGCAACUGCCUAACGGAGGUGAAGAGCACCACCGAUGGCCAUCUGAUCAUGGCAAGAUGGAGAAGUCGCUGAUCUCCUUCAAAUCAACGCAUCCGGACUGGAUGCCACACGAUCAAGCGACUUCGCUAUUCCUUUCGCGAAUGACGGAGGGCUCGACUGCGCCAAUCAGCAGCAAUCUUUAUUCGUCCGGAUUAGCCAGUGCGCCGACCCGCCGUCAGUUCGCAGCGGGACGAUCCAUACUAAGGGGGUCACGCUAUGUCAACGCGCCAGUGUCUGCCAGGAGUGCCGAGUCUGCUCCAUCACACCACUCUUUCAGCGGACCGAUCUCCACAAAGGAGAAAGUACGGGAGGCAAAAGCGCGCUUGUACGACCGCGCUUAUCAGAACAGCGUGCUGAAAGCAGCUAAGAGCAGCAGCCUCCCUUCUAACAAGCUCGGAAGCACGCAGCGUAUUGCACCGCCGGGCGUGUCUUUCGCAAUUGGAGAAUCAAUCGCCGAAGAGCCUAGCAGUCUGGAUGGAUCCUACCUGUCUACAGAUCUGCAAGACGACACGAACUCGCAGUCGCCAUCUGCGGACCCGAAACCGCCUCAAUCGAUGAUUACGCUGCUCAAUCAGAUGUAUGACGAGGGCGCACGUAAAAUCUGAGACUCAUCAAGCACACUGUGUCACUUGUUGUCGUAUGCAUACAGAAAGAAUGUUCUCAGGUCAAC